GUGUCAAAUGUCAAUCACAGACCAAUCUACAAUACACAGACAGAAUACUUUGUAAAUAUAGCAUAGCAUUCUAUGAACCAGUCAAAUUAAUGGGUUUCUAAUUUUUUACAAUUUCUCAGUAAAGUAAAAGCAAUAAACCUUAAAUCAAAACAAGUGUAAUAAUAGGCAAGCUAAACUAAAGAAGAAGAAAUAAGAAACUUUUGUUAUCGUGGACCAUUAUAUUAUAUCAUAUAAAUAUAACCUCAAAACCUAUUAGAACUCAAUCGUAAAUUAACAAACAUAAUCUAAUAAAGUAAAAUGAGUGAAGAUUCAGAAAACCAUGAGUCUGUAAUGAGAAAAGAAAACUCAAGUGAAACGAACGAAACAAAUAGAGACGAAGACGAUGAAGUGCCAGCUAAGCGCGCUUCCUCUCACGCCAAUGUUGUUGCUGCUCAUUACAAUCAUCUCGAGGAGAAAGGUGUAAAGGAAAGAUUUAAUUCACCCAUUUUUUACCUCAGAAACUUCAAUAAUUGGGUCAAAAGUGUUCUUAUACAAGAGUAUACCGAUAAAAUACGGGAAAAAGACUAUGGUAGAGUUUUAAGGGUACUCGAUAUUUGCUGUGGUAAAGGUGGUGAUUUAUAUAAAUGGGAAAAAGCACGCGCUGAACAUGUGGUUUUUGCAGAUAUAGCAGAUGUUUCGAUAGAUCAGUGUAAAAGUCGAUACGAUGACUUGCGCCGACGCUCGGGACGUUUGUUUUCGGCAGAAUUCAUCGCUGCCGACUGCACUAAGGAUGUGCUACGACAUAGGUACAAAGAUCCAUCAAUAAAAUUUGAUUUAGUGAGCUGCCAGUUUGGUUUACACUACAGCUUUGAAAGUUUGGGACAGGCUCGUCGCAUGCUUUCAAAUAUAUCAGAGUGCCUCAAACCAGAUGGUUAUUUUUUUGGAACAGUGCCUGAUGCAUAUGAAAUUGUUUCUCGUUGUCAAAAAUCUGAAGACGGAACAUUUGGCAAUCGAAUUUUUAAUAUAAAAUUGUUAUUUGAUCCUAAAAAUGGAUAUCCCCUGUUUGGGGCUAAAUAUGAUUUUCACUUGGAAGGAGUAGUGGACUGUCCUGAAUUUUUAGUAAAUUUUGAGCUUCUUGUUAAGCUGGCUGCAGAGUAUGGCUUAGAGUUAGUGUACAAAGCAGGGUUUGAAGACUUCUAUACAAAGUAUUCUGAUAAGUAUAAAUUCUUAUUACAAAAGAUCAAAUGUUUUGAGGUUUACCCUGCAUUGCCAGGCAAGGAGUUGAUUGGAAGUGAAUCUGAAUAUGCACAUGCAAAGGCCUAUUUAGACAAUAUGACAAACAACAGUGAAGGAAAUAAUACCCUUGGUACAAUGAGUACAUGUGAAUGGGAAGUAGCUACUAUUUAUUUGGCAUUUGCAUUUAAAAAGUGCAAGAACACAUCAUGGGAUUCCAGUGGAAAACCUUUGUAUGCAGUUUCAGAAAAUAAACCAACAUCUACAACGUCCACAAGUGAUAAAUAGUAUUUGCAGAUUAUUAGCUUACAAUAUUUAUAACUGAUGAUAUGAUGAUGAUGGUGGUGAUGAGUUUAUACAAAGUUGUGUGUAUUAAUUUCCACAUAAAGCCUCAAUCAGUGCCUAACAGAAGAUUAGAAAUAUUCAUUAACUUGUUAAAUUUUUGUAGUAUUGCUCCGAUAGUGAAAAUUAUGUUAAAAAAUUUGCAACUGAAACACGCGCGCGAGAUGUAUUUUACCCAAAUCUGGAUCUACACACACACAUCACUUUAACACAUUAUUACACUACUAUAUGAAUAAUGGAGAAGCAAGCAUUCUAUUAUGGUGCUGCAUAGAAACCUAUAAGCAAUAUGGGUUCAAUAAAAACUGCCAUACCUCUUCUAGGUUAGCCCGCUUUUAUCUUGGACUGCAUCAUCAUGUACCACCAAGUGAGAUUGCAGCCAAAUGCUUACUUGGAUCUGAUUUAAAAAAACGUAAUAUUGAAUCAUAAUUCCGCGUGCGUUCUUGUGUUAUGUUUGUUUAUUAAUGUUAAAUGUUAAACCUCGAUAAUACUGUGUUUUCACUGCACGUUUUUUGGAGGAUAAUCAUACUGAAUAUGUAAUGAAUAACAUUGUUUGUACUGCAAGAAGAUGUAUGUACAUUGUACAAUGCACAUUAAUUUAACCAUGUGAGUGGUUCUAUACUCAGUGAUGUGCUACACAUAAUCGGUAAGAUGUAUCCUGCAAAAAAACGUGCGGUGUUAAUGCAGUGUGAAUGGGGACUUGGAGAGCAUGGACAAGAUGUUAAUGAAAAAUUUUUUCCACGGCCGACAGAUUGUUCCCUAGGUUUAUUUGACAUAUUGAACUUCUGUUCUUACAGAAUGUAAAAACAGUAUUUAAAAAAUUCGACUUUACUUUCUCAAAUCAUAUCUUUAUGAUACAAUCAGACUUUUUAUUAUAUUUUGUUUAACAUGUUAAAUUACUGCAACAAACUCAUAGUUAUAUAUAUUUAUGGUAUUGAAUUAGGUUAGUAAUAAUUGAACAUGUUAAGGGAAGUUAAAUUAUGAAAUAUAGAAAAAUACUUGAUUUUUAGAUACAAGUUUGAGAAAGUUAAGCAAAUUUUGUAUUUUUCACAUAAUAAGUUUUUUGCCACAUUUGGUUGUAAUGUAUCAAUACAUAAAUUGGAUAACUACGUAUUGAAUGAUGGUUGGGUAUAAUUUAUUUAAGAAUUUAAAGAAAUAUUGAUUUAUGGAAUAAAUUUCAUGAAUCAUAUUAUUUAGGUACAUAUUUCCAAUUCAUGUAUUGGCACACUACAUACAUGUGCCGAAAUACUACUUGUUUGAAAAAGACUGUAUAGGUAGUUAUAAUUCAUUCAGUUUGAUAGUUGACUAGUUAGUAGUUAGACAGUUUAAUAGUAACAUGAAAAAUGUAUUG
Messenger RNA from Maniola jurtina (meadow brown), 2902 nucleotides. It is a transcript of the gene Rnmt, whose product is annotated as mRNA cap guanine-N7 methyltransferase. The transcript is spliced from 2 exons. The record is from RefSeq and is a predicted model, not a curated record. Gene Ontology annotation, molecular function: mRNA 5'-cap (guanine-N7-)-methyltransferase activity. Gene Ontology annotation, cellular component: nucleus. Gene Ontology annotation, biological process: 7-methylguanosine mRNA capping. Bases 298 to 1500 code for a protein of 400 amino acids. Lineage: Eukaryota; Metazoa; Arthropoda; Insecta; Lepidoptera; Nymphalidae.